Gopherus evgoodei (Goodes thornscrub tortoise) is the source of this 2967-nucleotide messenger RNA. RefSeq names its product Purkinje cell protein 4 like 1 (gene PCP4L1). Bases 630 to 851 code for a protein of 73 amino acids. The record is from RefSeq and is a predicted model, not a curated record. NCBI's taxonomy places the organism in Eukaryota, Metazoa, Chordata, Testudines, Testudinidae. The transcript has 3 exons.
UAAUGAUCAAGUGAUGUCUCUCCUGCCAUCCAUCCAUACAACAAAACACAAAUCGAGAGUUCCAGGCUAUGCUGUGUCUCUAGAGAGACCGUCAGAGGAGGGGAGAGGGAUGGAUGGACGAGUGGACAGACACAUGCUCCUAGAAUGCGAGCCCCAGGGUUAGGCUUUCAGACCCAGCUCUGCCCAUUGGCACGGGCCCCCCAGAAUCUCCUUGCAGGCAAGAGUAUUCAGGUCUCCUGCUUGUGUAGGGUCCUGCUGAAGUCAAGUGGCAGCUUUGAGCCUGUGGGGUGAUGCAGAGGUGGAAUGAAGUGUGGCUGCAGUGUGAAAUCCCUUGGGCCCCCUAGCAUGUGGGGCAGAGGGUGGCUGCUUUACUGAUUCUCUGGUGCCAAAGCCUGCCUGACCCACUGCCCUGCCCGACCCCAAUGUGCCAGGCUCUCCUACACCAGGUGACUGCUCCAGCCCCACUAGCAACUGCCCCUCAAGCGGUGGCAGACUGCUUCCUGGCUGUGUGCUAACCAAAUCCCAGGUGCCUGUCGCUGCAGAGGAAGGAGCAGCACAACGAUGCCUCCCAGAGGACGGAGCACUCCUGUCUCUGGCUACUGGCUGGAAACAAACAGAGGUGUCCCAAAAUGCCUGGAUCCCUCCAGCUCAGCUCCAAUGAGUCACCAGCCCCCAGCCAGGCUCCUGGCAGCGAGGAGAAAGCCAAAGCCGAGAACGCCAAGAAGGUGGUGGAGGAGGAGGAGGAGGAGAUAGACAUCGACCUGAACGCGCCCGAGACUGAGAAGGCCGCGCUUGCCAUCCAGGGCAAGUUCCGUCGCUUCCAGAAACGGAAAAAGGACCCCAGCCCCUGAGCAGCUCUGCCACCCCGUCCCCACAGUCCCCCAUCCCCCCUCUGCCAGCACAGCCUGGCUCGCCCUAUGUUUGCUCGCUCCUGCCUAGCCCAGCUUGGGCUGUUGGUAUUUUGCACGUUCUAUGUACCUGGUUUUGGGGGAUGAGGGGCUCCCCAGUCCCAGCUGCACCCACAUGCCGGGCUCCUGCCUGGGGAAGUGGGAGGGGGGCGUCCUCUUCUUAUAGCCAUGAUGUUGGCCCGGCAGGCUCCUGGUGCCAUCCUCACAAAGCCAUGAAGGGGCCAUGGGCCCCAGGCUGGACAGUGCCUCCUGGGGGCCUCAGGCUGGGGUGGGCAGCCCUGGGAGAGUCCUGGGCUGGAAUUCAGAGCCACUCAGACGUAACUGCCCAUUAGCCCUGGCCAAGCCAACUCAUGGCAUGAGGGGUCUGCUCUUGAGCAUCCCCCAUCCUGAGUGGACACCCCUGAGCCACCCCACCCUGUCCUAAGAGGGGGCUGCUCCUUAGCUCCCCCACACCUCCAUCCUGAGCAGCUUCCCAUCAACCCCGGCCCAUGGGAUCACCCACUCCCACCAGACCCUGACUGGCACAGCCAGCGGCCCAGGGCCAGAUAGGAAGUGGGGGUGCAGAGCCAAGGAGAGCUUCAGAAAGGGGCCCAGAGCCAUGCAGGGGGAGGGGAAGGGUCAUAAAGCCAGAUGGGGGGGAUCAGAGCCAAGUAGACCCAGGACUAUGAGGGGCAGACAGGGCUAGUGGGUGGGGGACAGGGCCUAGGGCAAGGCUAGGAGGGGGAAGGGCCCUAGGCUGGGGACGGGGGAGGGCUUCAGGGUGCCCCCAGUCCUGUGGGACCAGGCCAGAACUGCAGCUAAACAGGGCAGGCCCCACCAAAUUUCCAGGCUCCCCCAGGGCCAGGCAGGGGAGGGAGUCUGGGGUCAGGAUGGGGGAGAGGGACAAGGUCACCUUUCCCUUCAGGAUUUUCUUAGAUAACAGGGGCCGGAGGCAGCUGGUGACCACUCCCCUGGGCUGGUGUUGCCUGGGGCUGGGGACAGAGGUGACCGUGGGGUGGGGUGUGUGGGGAGGACGUCAGGGCCCUGCUGGGGAGCAGGAGCCAGGCUUUGAUCUGCUCCGGCCAGGUGGGGAGCUCCUGCUCUGGGCCCCACAUAAUGGGCACAUGGUGUGUCAGCACCGGCUCCCUGGAGACCCCUCUCCCACUAGGAACAAGGGGGACUCCACCCCCCCAACUGGGAACAAUGGAGACCGUCCCCCAUUGGGGGACAGUGGGGAUCCCUUCUCAUACAGAGAACAAUGGGGACCUCCCCCCCAUGGGCAUAGUGGAGACCCCUGUCCCCCACUGAGAACAAUGGGGACUCCUGUCCCCUCCCCCACUGGGAACAAUGGAGCGCAGUGGGCCUGGCUGGGUGCCAAGGUGUGGGGAGGGGAAGGACACUGGGGCACUAGGGAUUGGGGAGCAGGCAUGAGCAGGGCACAGCUGUGAGCAGGCGGGGGUAGCAGAAGGCAGCUGGAGUGGGGGAGGGGGAUCGGAGAUGAGGGCUGGACAGAGAGAAAGGAACAAAUGAGUCAGAGCUGGAGGGGGUGGCAUUUCCCAGUGGGGCUAGCAGAGGGGAGCGCCAGGCACUGGGAGCCCAGGCAGUGCCCCCCCCCCAAUUAAGAGAGGCACUGAGUCCCUCCCAGCUUAGGCAGGAACCCUGGGGGGGUCCCGCUCCCCCUUCCUGGGCCCCAUCCGUGCAGAAUCUCAGCCGCCUGUUCUCCUCCACCCAUGCCCCUCUCAAGCCUUGGGCCGACACCAUCCCACCGCUGUGCCCUCUGCUGCUGGCACAGCCCCUCCACCCCCCCCCCCCCCGCAUCCAGCACUGUAAGCUAAGCGUUCCCCAGCAUUGGAUUCAACCCGCCUCCUCCCCAGCCCGCCGGGAGCUGCAGCCCGAGCACCAGGGACCGCAGUGCAGCUGUUUGCGAUUGGAGGGGCCAGGCCACACCGUCCCCUGGCCGCAGCGCUGGAGGGGCGGGGGCACUCCUGCCUGGGGAGAUGAUGUGGCCCACAGGGCGGACACAGCUGCUGCGAGGACUGGCUCUUUUAGCAUGUUUAUGUAAUAAAAUGUCUGGAAACAG